CAGUCGGUAGAGGAAUUCCGAUCACGAAAUUUUUUACUUGGAACUGUAAUAGGUUGGCAUUUUCUGUCACAACGUCUAGCAGUCGAACAGUCGCUUUGAUUUGAAAUUUCCGUUCAAGGGAUUGGUGGUUGCAUACGACUGUCUAUGGUCAUGUGUGUGGUUUGGCGUAAGGAUUCACGAAUGGUAUGGUAUGGCAUGGCAUGAUGACAGCCGAGGUUUCCAGCAGAUCUUUAAGCAAGAAGAAAAUGGAAUUGGAAUGGCGGGUAAAGUCGGAGUGGUCCAAUGUGUUCUUUAGAGAGGUCAAAGCCCUAGCGAUGAGGAAAUUGACUCUUGGGAAUCCAGUGCGCCGGCUGAAAUGCAGGUCCAAAAACAGGAUCCACCACCAUUACCUCAUCUCACAUAUGAGAAUGAAACUUGUCAUACACCAAGGGUCCGGAAGGCGUGGUUCUGCAUAUCAAUUACGAAACUUGAAUGUGUGUGUUUAUUAGCGGUGGCGGAAGAGCGACUUUCAUUUCACGAUUGAAUUUUUUAUGAGUACAUUUAGGGGAGUUUGGAAUUUGAGCUCUUCAUAGCGAUAGCGAGCGCAGCGGUUUAAGGGAGUUUUUGUUUUUAGAGACGGCUCGUCCAAUACGAUAUGGAUUGUUCUAUUAAUCAUCCUAAACCGGAUUUUUAUGGAUGAAUUUUCAGAUGAUGGAUGGACGGGGGGACACUAGGAACGAUGGAGUCGAUAUGAUACUGCUGGAACUUUUCCAAUAGCUAUCCUCGUGGAUUGAGAGGAAAUAGAUUACACGAAUAUGAAUCAAG
Sclerotinia trifoliorum is the source of this 804-nucleotide messenger RNA. The record is from the annotation of a GenBank genome assembly. Lineage: Eukaryota; Fungi; Ascomycota; Leotiomycetes; Helotiales; Sclerotiniaceae.